AUGGAGGCCGUCGAACUACUACCAAGCGUUAACUCAUCCAUCUUGGAGGCUGAGAGAAUCAACAACAAGGAUCAACAGAGAUCGCAACAGGAAGCUACGCACAAUAAUUAUCUAGAGCUGUCAAAUACCGUGAGCGAGCCAUUUGUUAUCAAUGGCGUUUCGCCAUGUUCGCCAGAAUUUGGUGGCGAAAGAGAGCGCAGAAAUAGUGACGUGAGCGAGCGGGAAAACAGCACCGAACGCAGAUCUGAGGAACGUGUUGCCAGCCAUUGCCGAAGCAGCAAAGAUCAAAUAGCAAUCAAUGAUGUAGUUGAUACUUGGGAUGAAAAUAGCAAGCAGACCAAAUCCGGUGAAAAGACCAGAAAUCGUUGGAACAAUCCAAUGAACAGUGUUGUGGUAGUUUCCUGUCCAUGUGAACCACAGAAUACCAAUUGGGAAGGCAAUACCACCAACGAUGAUAGGUCCCAAUCUGGCCUCAGGAACGAUCUUACCAUUAUUUGCCUCCAAUUGUCUGACAUAUGA
Messenger RNA from Ogataea philodendri, 519 nucleotides. RefSeq lists its product as uncharacterized. NCBI's taxonomy places the organism in Eukaryota, Fungi, Ascomycota, Pichiomycetes, Pichiales, Pichiaceae. The transcript is spliced from 2 exons. The record is from RefSeq and is a predicted model, not a curated record. The coding region runs from base 1 to 519 and encodes 172 amino acids.